Branchiostoma belcheri (Belcher's lancelet) is the source of this 1295-nucleotide messenger RNA. RefSeq names its product calmodulin-like protein 12. Bases 53 to 1126 code for a protein of 357 amino acids. The transcript has 9 exons. The record is from RefSeq and is a predicted model, not a curated record. Gene Ontology annotation, cellular component: endoplasmic reticulum. Lineage: Eukaryota; Metazoa; Chordata; Leptocardii; Amphioxiformes; Branchiostomatidae. Gene Ontology annotation, molecular function: calcium ion binding.
AGAAGACAGACAGCUACUGACAUCAAACCACCACCCACCCACCAACCCAACCAUGACUCCCUUCCUCCUGUUCUUCGUUGCCCUGGCAACUGCUUCUCCAAUGAGGAGGCAGACUAUGAUGCUGGAUGCAGAUGGCGACGGACUGAUCUCCAAGCAGGAGGUCAUGAACGCGAUGACACUGCACGACGCUCUGGUCGCCUUGGACAUUGAUGACGACGGGUUCCUCUACCUGCCGCAGAUCGUCGAACUCUUCGGUAGCGGAGACAUCUUUUACCAGCUGAACAACAACGGCGACGACCAUCUCACCAUCGGCGAGUUCCAGCACGGGCUCAACCUGGGCGAGUUCUUCGACCUCUUCGACAAGAACGGUGACGGAGUCCUGGACAACACAGAAUCGUACCAGAUGAACUACAUCUACAACACCAUCCAGAACCCCGACGCUGCCAUCACUAACGCUCUCGACGCCAACGGAGACGGCAAGCUCUCCAAGCUCGAGGUUCUGGGCGCCUUCACACUGGAUGAAGCCAUCGUCGCCAUAGACAUGAACGGAGACGGCUUUCUGACCGCGCAGGAGAUGUUUCCGGUUUAUGGUAACGAUUCCCAGGCUCUUUUGGACUCCCUGGACACCGAUAUGGACGGCCAGCUGUCCUAUGACGAGGUGAAGGGCGGAACUUCACUGGACACCAUCUUCGACAUCUUCGACGUAGACGGGGAUGGCUACCUCAGCCUUAAUACGUCUGAAGUCGACGGGGUUCUUUAUGUGUACAACGCGAUCAAGACCAACCCCGAUCUAGUCCACGGGGGUCUGGACGCUGACGGCGACGGCAAGAUCAGCCUGGCUGAAGUGGAACUCGUCAUGACCAUGCACCAGGCUCUGGUGGCCGCAGACCAAGACGGUGACAACCACUUGAAUGAGCAGGAGUUCGUCAUGUACGUGGGAGACCAGCUGCUGUUCAACAUCUUGGACCACAACAGUGACGGGACCCUGAGCUUCGGAGAGAUGCACAACCUCGGCUUGGACACCCUCUUCAACUACCAGGACACGAACGGUGACGGGUUCUUGGACGGCACUGAAGCGGACAAGAUAACGUACAUCUAUGACAUGGUCAUGGCGGCCGACCAGUAACCACGACCUAACUGCCAUCAAUCCUGUAGCUCACCAACCUGACAACUGACUGUUUCCUGAUGGCAGCUUCUGCAGUAGCAACAAUGCAACAAGUAGAGGCUAAAAUAGAAAAGUAGAGGCAAAAUAAAACUUGCUAAGCACGAAUUGAAUAAAGUUUUUUUGAACAUUU